This is a messenger RNA of Fusarium tjaetaba, 1761 nucleotides long. RefSeq lists its product as uncharacterized. The transcript has 4 exons. Bases 1 to 1761 code for a protein of 586 amino acids. Lineage: Eukaryota; Fungi; Ascomycota; Sordariomycetes; Hypocreales; Nectriaceae. The record is from RefSeq and is a predicted model, not a curated record.
AUGGCGCCCAACAACACCAACAGCGGCGAGACACCUGUCUCGGAGGGUAGCGAGAGCUACAAGGCUGGAGCGGCUCGCCGCGAUGGCAAGCGAGGACAGACUUCCUCGACUAACAAUCUAGUCAGGAAGAAGGUCCACCAGGACGAGGAACCAGAUCUACCGCUUUUUAAUAGGGGAUCUGGGGGCGCUCAGCGUCUUUCUGAGGGCCGUGAGGUUCUGGGAUCAUUGUCUAGCAAUGUUCCAACUUAUGGCGCGCAUCACUGGUCUGCUGGCCGUGGUGUUGCAAGACAGUCUGCGGACUGUAACGCUCAACACUUGUCUGCGGGCAGUUUGGGUGAACAGGGUCACGAGCACUUGCCUGCGGGCAGUGUAAGUGUAAGGCAUGAGCACCUGCCUGCGGGCAGUGUGAGUGCAAACCGACUUCCUGCGGGUCGUCAAAACGAUGGAAACCUGUCUGCGGACAGUGUUUCAAUGAUGACCCCAUUGCCUAGCAAUGUAUGGGGAGAGAACGAGAUCGACGAGUUCCCUGACUCUGAUCUUGACGGCCUCCUAGAGGCAGACAUCGAGAAACUGGUAGGCCCAGCUUUAUCGCGGGCUCCAGUUGUUGAGGAUGACGGACCGGAGGCCCGUGCAAACGAGGUCGACGAGUUCUCAGACCUCGAUGUUGAAGACCUCACUGAGGUCGAUUUUCAGCAGCUGGAAAGCCAACCCCUUGGGCAUGCUCCAGUUGCUGAUGAGGAUGAUGGACAGAAGGCCGGUGAAAAUGUGGUCGAAAAGUUCCUUAAUUCCGACUUGGGUAGUCUCUCUGAGACAGACAUCCAGCGCCUGCUAGACCAGGCUGUGCCAAAAUCUGCGAAAGCACUUGAUGGUGGCGAUUCCGAAGCACCAGUUAUGGGUGUGGGUGAGUCAAAUCUGGGCGUCGAGUCAAUCGACACAGAUUCUCUUAUAAUGGAUAAGGACCGCAUCGACAUGUAUGUGGAAGAUGUGGAAGAAGGUGGGCUGGAGUUUCUCCUUGAUGAAAUUUUCACCCAACAGGGCAAUCCUACUGCAGCUGCAUUCGCCCGUGACGAAACGGAAUGGAGCUCCGCAAGGAGCCCUUUCACGUUCCAUGCUUGGAGCUGGUUUCGAAAUGCUGAAGCUGGGAGGCUUACCGAUAUAGUUUUCAAUUUCGUGUUUCCAGCUGUACGUCAAAUUCUAUCGGCCGAUAGUCUAGACAUGGUGCUCUUGUUAAGUCUUCCAGAGCCCAGGCUCGAUGACUUGGUUGACAGCUGCAACAAUCCUGGUGUAUACGUUUUCGUAUGCCAUGCCAGACGUGGGGUUCAUCCCCAGUCAGGAAGUCGAGAGGCUAUAGACAAUAACACGGUCGCGUCCUACGCUGGCCAGAGUAUUGCCAAGCCUCGUGAAGAUGGGUAUCAAGGAAUGUCCCUUCGUUUCGAUCAACAUCGUCGGGAGAUGAGGCGAUCGAUUCCCGAGCUUGAAGAUAAUGCUCAGAGGGUUUCGGCGACUGUGCCUAGACUCUACCGAACUGUGGUUGAAAACAAACUUGAGGUUAAUCCUCGAGUGGUCGCAACUUUGCCCCGAGAUGGUCACAUGGCUGAUCGGGCAAUGUUGAUAGAAACUGUUAUUAUUUAUCCAGAAACGGCUCCAUUCUCAGGGGCCGUUCAUACAUCAGCCUAUGGCAUUGAACAGAGCUCUGCCUGUUCAUCAGGGCUUCAGAUCCAGCGUCCGGGUCUUUCGACAGUGCAGCUUGUGCGAGCAUAA